GGAGGGGGUGGUCCUGUGGUCCGCACCCAGGGGAGCUCAGUGGACUGUGCGCCUUGCCUUUCCGCUGCGCAAAGCCCAGUCCAGGUCAUCACCUCGGGCGUGGCGGACUCGGCUGGGCGGACUCAGCGGGGCGGGCGCCCGCGCGGGGCGGGUCCUUUGCGUCCGGCCCUCUUUCCCCUGACCAUAAAAGCAGCCGCUGGCUGCUGGGCCCUACCAGGCCUACCACGUGCGCCUUAUAGCCUCUCAACUUCUUGCUUGGGAUCUCCAACCUCACCGCGGCUCGAAAUGGACCCCAACUGCUCCUGCGCCACUGGUGGCUCCUGCACCUGCGCUGGCUCCUGCAAGUGCAAAGAGGGCAAAUGCACCUCCUGCAAGAAGAGCUGCUGCUCCUGCUGCCCCAUGAGCUGUGCCAAGUGUGCCCAGGGCUGCAUCUGCAAAGGGGCAUCAGAGAAGUGCAGCUGCUGUGCCUGAUGUCCGGACAGCCCUGCUCAAAGAUAUAGAAAGAGCGACCUGCACAAACUUGGAAUUUUUUUCCAUACAACCCUGACCCAUUUACUGUAUUUUUUAAAUGAAAUAUGUGAAUGAUAAUAAAAGUUG
This is a messenger RNA of Gorilla gorilla gorilla (western lowland gorilla), 597 nucleotides long. Its product is annotated as metallothionein-1A. Gene Ontology annotation, biological process: detoxification of copper ion; intracellular zinc ion homeostasis; cellular response to zinc ion. The transcript has 3 exons. Gene Ontology annotation, molecular function: metal ion binding. The coding region runs from base 286 to 471 and encodes 61 amino acids. The record is from RefSeq and is a predicted model, not a curated record. Gene Ontology annotation, cellular component: cytoplasm; nucleus. Lineage: Eukaryota; Metazoa; Chordata; Mammalia; Primates; Hominidae.